Messenger RNA from Ogataea philodendri, 1971 nucleotides. RefSeq lists its product as uncharacterized. NCBI's taxonomy places the organism in Eukaryota, Fungi, Ascomycota, Pichiomycetes, Pichiales, Pichiaceae. Gene Ontology annotation, molecular function: DNA-binding transcription activator activity, RNA polymerase II-specific; zinc ion binding. Bases 1 to 1971 code for a protein of 656 amino acids. The transcript is spliced from 3 exons. The record is from RefSeq and is a predicted model, not a curated record. Gene Ontology annotation, biological process: regulation of transcription by RNA polymerase II.
AUGAACGAGGAGUCGCAAGACGAGUCUCACGCGCUCAAACGUGCCCAAGCCAAGCGCAAGUUCCACAAAAAGAGUCGGAAGGGCUGUGCCACGUGCAAGAAGAGACGUGUCAAGUGCGACGAGGGCCGGCCGAUCUGUGCCAAUUGCAAUCGCAUGGGAAUCGACUGUGUCUACACAACGCCAGCCUCGCGCCCGCAGGGGACCCAGCAGCCGGCCAAACCAGCCCUCCAUGCCGCAAACACCCUCGAAACACCCAUCAUCAUCCAGGAACCCAGCCUCUCGCCCAACAUGAUCAGCGACCCGCCUCCAACACAGACUCUCGCUUACGAUACCCACCAGACCCUUAAUAUGCUCGACCUGCGACUCAUGUACCACUACACCACCAAGGUCUGGACCACCAUCACCGAUGCAGGCAUCUCCGACUCCAAGAUCUGGUCCGAGGAGAUCCCGAUGCUGGCUUUCAAAUACCCCUUCCUUAUGCAUUCAGUGCUGGCUUUCAGUGCUACUCAUCUGUCCCGCACAGAACGCGGCCUGGACCAAUGCGUCACCGGACACAGGGCCGACGCGCUGGGACUGCUGCGCGAGGCCGUUCUGGAGAUGUCGCCCGAGAACACAGACGCGCUUGUCGCUGCCGCCUUGAUCCUUAUCAUGGACUCUCUCGCAAACGCGUCGCUGCCAACCUCCACCUCCAUCAAGUCGCUGCCCCCGUCCGCGUGGAUCUUCCACGUGAAAGGAGCAGCAACCAUCCUCACCGCCGUCUGGCCCUUGAGCGAAAAGUCCCGGUUCUACAAGUUCAUCUCUGUGGACCUGGGCGACCUGGGAGAAAUCGGCUACGACCUCAUCUCCGGAGAACUCUCAACAGAUACAGCUAAAGCAGACAUGUUAAAAAUGAAAUACUCUUCUAUCCAGUGCUUCGACGAGGAAAUCAGAGACAUGUUCCCAAUCCCGCUCCAAUCCCCAUACCUCCCAACACUCGCAUACAUGGCCAAACUCCAUAUGGAACGAAAUAAAAAAGAUUUCAUCCUCAGAGUGUUUGCGUUCCCGGCCUUGCUCGACAAGCGGUUCCUGGGACUGCUCAUCAGCUGCGAUCUCUCAGCCAUGAGAAUCAUGCGUUGCUAUUAUAAGUUGCUCCGUAACUUCACUGACGAAAUGAAGGACAGAGUCUGGUUCCUGGAAGGCGUCUCCUCGGUGCUCCCGGUAGACGUUGAAGAAUAUUCCGGAGGUGGAGGAAUGCACAUGAUGCUGGACUUCUUGGGUGGACCAUCAACCGCAGAAGAUGACGGCCUUCUUAACAGUAUCCCCAGUGUUGUGCAAUCCCGUCUCCUUGACACAAAUAAUCUCCCAAGCUCCUCAAUCACUGAUAGUUUGGGUAUUGACGAAACUUCAGGUUUGGAAGACGACACAACCUUCAUCGGACACUCUGAAAAAAUCGUUAUCAAAUUUGAUAGGGUUGGCUGUCCAGCUACCGUCAAAUCCACUGAACUUCACGUGACAUCCACCAAGAGUGUGUCCACCUCCAAUGAGAGCAACAAGUUCCUGGUCGUUGAAUCCAAGACGAUCGGUGAACACCUCGUGAAGAUGCUCGGUUCCCUUGGUUGCAAGUGGACCACCCAUUGCUUCAAUGGCCACCACACCACCAAGAGUGUAGAGGUCGGCAAAGGAAAUCCAUGGGUAUUUUUCGUGAACUUGAUCCAAGUAAGACUUGGCUGUGUGCAAACCAGUGUUUCCAGGAUCGUUGAAUUCCUGGGCGAAUCUCAUAGUUCCACCGUUGCACCCACCAGUUCCCGAUUCUCGAUCAAAGUGUGCACAACAGUGCCAGGUGAAUCUCACCAUGUUUGGGCCAAUGGAUCCGUCGUCAUAAUCCGGUUUAGGCAGACAAUCUCUAAUUGCCUGUCUAACCAAUUCAUAAUUUCCGUAAGUAGGAUCCUGUGGCUUUUGCUUUCUUCUAAUUUUGAUUUUGUAAAGAAAUGA